AUGAACUGGGGUAACACACACUGGGUUGGUCUGCUCAUCAAUCUACGCCUCGCAACCAUAGAGAUUUACGAUUCUUACAAAACCAUAGCAGAGACAGACCAGCAAGUUGCUGACCACAUGGAACCUCUUCUAGUUUCACUGCCCUGGGUGAUGAAGCGGUACUUGCCAGCGGAAAUAGCUGACUCCAUCUCAACCGCUGCGUACACGUGGAGGCGGGUGGACGGGAUAUACCAGAACUUGCGGAGCGGUGACUGUGGACCGUGUGCAAUGAAAUUCCUCGAGAUGCACGCUGCGGGAAUUGACGUCGACGACAUGGGGAAGCUCACAGACAAAGACGUCGAUACGUUUCGUGCCAUAUACGCAAUGGACUGCUACGAAGAGUUUGUAGGGGAUCCAGUUGUGGUUAACAAAUGA
Molecule: messenger RNA, 414 nt
Organism: Microthlaspi erraticum
Lineage: Eukaryota; Viridiplantae; Streptophyta; Magnoliopsida; Brassicales; Brassicaceae
Source: the annotation of a GenBank genome assembly